Messenger RNA from Hypomesus transpacificus, 2765 nucleotides. RefSeq names its product regulatory associated protein of MTOR, complex 1 (gene rptor). Gene Ontology annotation, cellular component: TORC1 complex; cytoplasm. The record is from RefSeq and is a predicted model, not a curated record. The coding region runs from base 813 to 1406 and encodes 197 amino acids. The transcript is spliced from 4 exons. Lineage: Eukaryota; Metazoa; Chordata; Actinopteri; Osmeriformes; Osmeridae. Gene Ontology annotation, biological process: regulation of autophagy; cellular response to starvation; TORC1 signaling. Gene Ontology annotation, molecular function: protein binding; protein-macromolecule adaptor activity.
AACCAUCGCACGGCGGCGCGCUCGAUCCACACGGCCACCGGCAAAACAUACAUAAGCUCGGUUGUUUCAAUAUAUUUGCAUAUUCGCGCCCACGCACUCGAUCAAACAGUCGUUCGGUUCACACCUGUGGAGUCUCCCGACCUUUGACCUGUCCUGUUUGCACACGCGAGCGCAUCAUCAAACACUUUCCUCCCUUUGGCAAAGCGUUACUUUGGACCCCACCCCCCCACAGAGAGAACUAAGCGCAAUGAUGCCGCAAAGUGCCCCAUGAAUCUUUGAUCUCAUGCUAAUUUAGGAGUUCCCCUCCAGGCAGAGAGAUGGUCGAGUCUCUGCUUCGCCCCUAAAGUUUACACACACACACACACAGCGACGCGCACGUAUACAGGGACAGGGCGCCGCCUGUUUAGCUGUUGUUUCUUGAGUCACUCCAAUCAAUCACUCGAGCUACUUAUAGCCACGGGGCGUCUGAAGAUGGUUUGUUCCACUGGAUUCAGUGGGGCGUCUCACCCCAACACCAAUGAACAGGGAUCCUUGUCGAGAGCUCUUUUUUAAUCGUAUGUCCAGGGUUUAUUUAGCUCCAUUUCCUGUUCUCCCUCCCCGACCCUCUGGCAGGUGAAAUGCCGUCCAUUUUGGAUGAAGCUGGAUCGUAAACACUGAGGUCUGGUUCCCAUGAAGCGUUGUGAAUCGGCUCCUCGGUUCUCUGCAGCUCUGCGCCCCUUGUCACCCUGUUACAUGACAGGCUGUCCUCGCAGCGUCACGGGCUUAGGGCGCCCCCCGGUGGUCGCUAGCGGCAGCUGCGACACGACACAUAAAUGAUGCCAUGCUUAAUGGCAAAGGUUUCUUUGUCACGCUGUGGCGGUCAGGUUCUUUUUGUCGUUUCCCGGUCGUGUUCUGACUCUGGUCAUGAAUCUUCAGCCGAGGACGUUGCUGUAGUUGCCAGUCGUGAUGUUAACCCUUUUGGACGUGUGCCUCCCCCCUCCCUCCCCCCUCCCUCCCCCCCCAGUCGUGUGAUGACGUACAGGGAACAUGGAGCCUGGGUGGUCAAAGCCCACCUGCAGAAGGAGAAGGAGGGACACAUUAUCAGCGUCAGCGUGAACGGAGACGUGCGCUUCUUCGAGCCGCGGGCGCCCGACUCUGUGAACGUGCUGCAGACGGUGAAGGGGCUGACGGCGCUGGACAUCCACCCGCAGGCUAACCUGUUCGCCUGUGGGUCCAUGAACCAGUUCAUAGCGGUCUACAACGCCAACGGGGACAUCAUCAGCAACAUCAAAUACUACGACGGCUUCAUGGGCCAGAGGAUCGGAGCUAUCAGCUGCCUGGCCUUCCAUCCUUACUGGCCCCACUUGGCCGUGGGCAGCAACGAUUACUACAUGUCCAUCUACUCAGCAGAGAAGCGUCUCAGAUAACACCCCAUCACUCACCCCCUCCCCCCAGUGUCCUCUCCCCUCAACCCCUGACCUUUGACCCUGCGACCCCUUACGACCCCUGGGAUCCAGGAUGUAAAUGACUUCUACUGUACAUAUGCAAUUUACCAACCCUGAAUGUCCUAGUGAUGGCUGCUGACAAAUUUAUGUUGUGAUGAUGACGACGACGACUAUAUUAUUAUUAUUAUUGUUCAUUCAUAUUCUUAUUAUGAAGCUAUUGAUUGUAGACUUGGCUGUGCUGAGCAGCUUGUAUAUUUAAUUGCAUAUACAGAUGAUAGUAGGUCUAUUUUAAAAAGUAGGUACCGUCUUCGGGGUUGGUGUUCAAAAAAACGGCGAUCGUCAGUACCCGGUCGAACUCUGGAACGACCCCUUAGCGCCAGGGGUCAGGGGUCGCGGAGAGGAGCGGAAUCACUUGCUAAACACACAAACACCUGUGGGCAAAAACGCAGGCGUCCCCUCUACUUGGGACUCCCGGAGGCGGAGCCGGGACGUUCUGCCCCGCCUCUCCCCAGACGUUCCUGAGGAGAAGACCCACACCGCGGAGGGCUGCCCCGCCCCGGCGGCAGGAAGAGGCAGGCUGGAGGAACGCGCUUUGCUGAAACGGAGCACGGAUAAGCCCCGGGAUAAGGGACGUGGGGCCAUGACCGACGCUCGUUAAAAGAUAUGCUUGCUACGGUGCCAGGACUUGUCCUCCCUUCAACCUCCCCUCUCCCUCCCCGUCCCCCCCCGUCCCCUGUCACGCUACCCUCUCCCUCCCCGCAUCCCUCGCCCGCCUUUCCCUUCGCCUUCAAUCCGAAACCCCCCCCCCGCCUCACCCCAGCGUGCCAAAAUCCGUUGCCAUGGUUACCCCUACAGCUUCCCAGCACAGCCCCAGAGUGUUUCCCUGCCUCGGCAUGUGCACUCAGGAAACCCUCCGCGCUGUUGUGAAGCCCACCUUCUCCCAAAGCCUGAAGGCUAACCCACACCCUCUGCCCAGUGGACGGUUAACUUAACGGUAACAAGGGCCACCUGGGCCACUGAAAUCUCCCCCCCCGUCCCCCAACAGGCACCUAGUGCUCCCUCUAUCACUGACCUGCAUAGCAAUAAAUGAAGGUGUGGACGCUGCAGCCCCCCCCCCCAGGUCCCGCUCCGCCUCGUCCAUGCCUUCCCAGUGGGAAGCCGCUCAGCCCCAGGUAAGAUGGAACUCAAGGCUGGGGACGUGAAGGAGUAGCUUCAGGAGGACUUACCAAAGCUAGGCCUCGCUAGAGGCUUUUGGAGAGCGGCCAAGACUGAGCCUCAUAUGAUUCUACUGGGCCACUUCUACCCUCCAGGCCCAAGUGGGCCACGCCCCCACAGUGACAG